Molecule: messenger RNA, 285 nt
Organism: Lathyrus sativus (Indian pea)
Lineage: Eukaryota; Viridiplantae; Streptophyta; Magnoliopsida; Fabales; Fabaceae
Source: the annotation of a GenBank genome assembly
AUGAAUUUAGUUUCUUACAACAUUCGGGGGAGUGGAAGUAGAGCGAAGCGGAGGGAGAUUUGCAAACUUUUAAAUUCUGAGAAGGUUGAUUUAUGUAUGAUCCAGGAAACAAAACAGGUGGAGAUCUCUGGAAAAUUCGUUCACUCCAUCUGGGGAAACAGAGAAGUAAAUUGGUCUUUUAAAAGUGCUAUUGGAUCUGCUGGGGAAAUGUUACUUUGUUGGAACUCUCAAAGUCUUGAAGUUAUUAGCAGUUUCAGGGAGAAGGUUUUGUUGGAAUCCAAGUAA